AUGGCCCAGCGACCAUCUUCACCAGCAACACCACCGCCUGGCCGUGAAAUAACCUACACGCUUGUCCACGUUGAAACGCCAAUUAAAGUAACAACAGUACGAGAUCAAAGAACAGGCGCCGUCAUCAGCCGAACCGAAAAGCGCGGUACACCGCGUGAAACUCGAACAGAGAUCACCAAAGGCUCGAGGAUUAGUAUCGGUACGCGAUGCACGGGGCCGAGCGGUA
Didymodactylos carnosus is the source of this 226-nucleotide messenger RNA. The record is from the annotation of a GenBank genome assembly. NCBI's taxonomy places the organism in Eukaryota, Metazoa, Rotifera, Eurotatoria, Philodinida, Philodinidae.